GCCAUCUGUUUUUCCUUCUAUUAUCGAUCAGUCUUGGAAUUCCAACAUUAACAUUUUUACGUUUAAACGCUUUUUCUGACUUAAAUAAGUAACGUUUGGCCUUUACUUUUCAAUGAUCGUGCCUUAUCUGAUAAUAGUGUGCAAAAAUAUCGAUUGUGGAAGUUAUAAUAUCGUUUUAUGCAGGGACUCUUUGCUAGCUCAGGAAUACUAGCCUUAAAUUAUUAUAUCUUUACGAAAAAUUACGCUGAUAAUACUUGUUUGUAUGUAACCAAUUAAGGCCUGUGUUUUUGUGCAUGGAUGUUGAUUAGGACUGAAUGGAUAGACUACUUUCAGUUUUUGCCGAUUUAAGUGACGCUCGAAUUGGUGGGGGCGACAGCUUUACGGAUAGACCUUUGUGGAGAGUUCUUAAUAGGCACUCUGGAAUUUCUGUGGCAACUGUUACAGAUGCUGCUAUUGAUUGUCAACGACAGCGAGAUCCUGAAAAUAGAGAAAAAACAUUGAAAUAUAUGGUAAAUCAUAUUAGUAGAUUUCUAAAAGAGGUUUCAAGAAAACACAUGACAACAACAUGUCGAAGUAAUGCCAUUGGUCAACUGUUUCUAUUGAAUGUCUUCCUUGGAACAGACUAUAACAUGUAUGGUAUUAAGGUGUUAAAACAAAUAAUCAACAAAGAACCAUGGAAUUUAUCGGAAAGAUUUCCAAGAGUUACAAUGUGCGAUUUUAACAUAAGAGUCGUUGGCAAUGUUCAGUCAUAUUUGGUUCAAUGUACUUUACCGAUAAAUCUAUUCAAUGAGAAGAUCUUCAUAGUUAUAUGGUUUUGGUUUGUUUUCCUUAGUUCUGCAACGGCAGGAAGUCUAUUUUACGUGAUUAUUAAAUGCUUCUGCAUGAAAGACCAUGAAUCGUAUAUAAAAAGGCGCCUGAUAGCCAUUGACAAAUAUCACGGAAAAGCAGCCAGCCCAGAAAGUUUAAAGCAUUUUACAAAUCAUUACUUGAGAAGAGAUGGCUGCUUUAUAGUUCGAAUGGUCGCCAAAAACACAAGUGAUAUGAUAUCUGCCGAAUUAAUAGCUGGUCUAUGGGAUAUGUACACAAGAACUAGAAACUCUAUUUUUAGGUUUGAAAGCUAUGAAGCUGAUGCUUUGAGCUUGAAAGGAGAUACUCUAAGAGAAGAUCCCGCUGCUGAUAUUCCUGAAGAUGUAGCUAGAAAAGAAUAUUACGAUGGAGAAUCGAGCACAGAUCAAGACCUCGUAAAAAGAAAAGUGACAGUACCGCAAGAAGAUACCAGCUAG
Molecule: messenger RNA, 1283 nt
Organism: Dimorphilus gyrociliatus
Lineage: Eukaryota; Metazoa; Annelida; Polychaeta; Dinophilidae
Source: the annotation of a GenBank genome assembly